GACUUUGCUGUGGGACCUUUAUCGAUUACAGCGCCCAGGUCUGUGGUAAUCGAUUUCACCACACCCUUCAUGGAAGACGGCGUUGGGAUUAUCACCAAAAAGCCUGACAUUGGUUCCGACACAAUGUUUAGAUUAUUUAAAGCGAUGCAGGUAACGAAUUAUAGUGAGUGAAGUAACUGAAACACACGAUUAUAGUUAUUGUGUGUGUGUGUUUGUGUGAGUGUGUGUGUGUGUGUCUGUGUGUGUGUCUGUGUGUGGACAUUGUCUCCUGGAGGUAACCCCACUUCCAAGUGUAGUCAAAUCAUGCGCAGUUAGGAAUUCACACCAUAAACAUGUUGUCCACCCCCCCCUUUUUUUUUUUAGAAAUACGUAAAAUUCUUUCCCUUAACGUGACACUAGGGCAGAGCUCUAAAGUCAAACAUUGAGGCUUGUAAUUAAUAAGGAUUAAUUAAUCGAUUAAAGGAAUAGAUGGCAUUUUCAGUAGUUUGUUUUCACGAAUAAGUACAGGUUUUUUUACAUAAUAAUUCACAACUCGAUAAAACUUGUAAAGUUUAUUAUGUUGCUAUGUCUAACGUGCACUUGGUUUGCCUGUGUUAUUUAUGAGUAUUUUUUUUAUUUUUGUAAUUUAAUAAUGAACAAGAUGUAUCUGUAUGUCCUGUUUCCACAGCCUAUGGUCUGGGCUUGUCUUUGUGCUUCAGUGAUUGGUAUUUCAUUUGUUAUAUAUUUGGUCAACCAUUGGAGUCCUUACUCACAACCGAAUUCCUGCACCACGGAGGCCCAACAGUUACGAGUAUUUCAGUGUUUCUGGUCAGCAUUGGGCUCAACACUCAGUCAAGGUCUGUGAAACAACUGCUUACACGUUCCUUCUCGCUCGCUCUCUCUUACUCUCUCAAUUUCUCUUACUCUCUCUUUCUCUCUCUCUCUCUCUCUCUCUCUCUCUUAGACACACACAUAUACACAUCCUCUCUAUCUCUCUAUCCCCCGCUCUCUCCUCUCCCUCGUCUAUCCCCCUUCCACUGUAUCUCUAUUCUUCACGCUGCCCCUCCCUGUUUCCCUCUCUUUCUCUGACCUUCUCCUCUCUGCCCUUCUCGCCCUCUCAUCGCUUCCCUGUUCCUUUCUCUUUCUUACACCAGUUUCUCAUAAUUUUUUAAAUAUAGUCAAAUGUACAUGUAUUUUAAAGUUCUGUGAAGCGCAGUAUUACAGUCAAUUGAAGCGCAGUUAUGCUACAGUACUGAAUACAAAUGUAAUUUCUUCUUCCUCUAAGGAUCUUAAAUUUUGUUUUUAAAAAUAUAAUGAGCCAUCUGCUUCCCCUUGAUUUUCUUUAGGCUCUGAGUUCCAGCCUAAAUCCAGCUCUGGUCGUAUCGUGUUAGGGUUUUGGUGGGUGUUCACCAUCAUCCUCGUCUCCACCUACACUGCCAACAUGGCGGCGGUGCUGACGAUUACAAUCUACGACAAACCAAUCAACAGCCUUGCUGAGUUGGCCAGCCAAUCAGAGAUCAAGCCCCUUGUGAAGGUUGGGAGCAAUCUCGAAACUCUCUUACAGGUGGGGAUCUUUUUUCUUUGUCUCGACAAACAACAUCAAAUUUCUUAUCUGGUAUCCCUUUUUUCUCUCUUUUUUUGUUGGGCCUCUAUAUCGUUGCAUCAUAUUUUUUUUACACAAGUUAAAGUUAUUUAAAUACAAAGCAUUUUCUCAUCGUUUGAUCUCACAUCAACUACGCUCUCGCGAUACCAGGAGGCCAAAGACAGCAUUUAUAGGAAAAUCUGGCACAUGAAGAUUGAAAGCGGCCUAAUUGUAAUCACCAAUGAACAGGCGUUAGAGCUGGUCAGAACUAGGGACACAGCCUUCAUGACUGAC
Molecule: messenger RNA, 1855 nt
Organism: Lymnaea stagnalis (great pond snail)
Lineage: Eukaryota; Metazoa; Mollusca; Gastropoda; Lymnaeidae
Source: the annotation of a GenBank genome assembly